CGAUAGGAGGUGCUACGUGUAUCAGCUAUUUCUAAUAUGGUAAUAACGGCCAGAACCAGCUUAGCUGUGCAUUGAGAAAGUAGAGAAGAAGAAAAAGUGGGCGUUCCCGUUCUCCAUGAGCCAACCACGUUCCUGUCAUUCUACAGGAACGCCCCUCCGCGACUGCAAUCAGACCCGUCUCUCCCAAUCUCGCAUUUAACAUCGCAAGGGAAGCUGCACUCUGGUGUUAUUGAUUCAUUAGAGCCAGGACAACCUUUGACUCCGGUCUGUUUGUGCCGUGCAUGCUGGGUAAAUGGCUCUGAGCAGUGGGCGUGUGCCGUGAUGGUGCAACUGGUUGGACCUGUGUCUUUGGGAACUGAAUGAACUGAAGUCGCUGCAGCAGAGAAGCGUGCUCAGACAAAGCAGAUCAUGGCGGCAGCAGAGUCCAGCCCUCUGACCACUCACGUGCUGAACACGGCAGACGGCGUCCCGGCGGCCAGGAUGGCCCUCAGCCUGCACCAGCUCAACUCCACGCUGAUGAUCUGGAACAUGCUGAGUGUCGGUUUAAUGAUUUUUAGGACAACAAAUGAAGACGGCCGCUGCUCAGGACUCACCAGCAGAGCAACGUUCAUCCCCGGCACCUACAAGCUUCGCUUUGAGACGGGUUCAUACUGGGAGAGUCUGGGUCAGACCUCUUUCUACCCAUAUGUAGAGGUUGUGUUUACCAUCUCCGAGCCGGAGAAGCGGUUCCACCUCCCUCUGCUGAUGAGUCGAUUCUCCUACAGCGUCUACAGAGGAAGCUGAGAGCUGCAGCUUCAACACUCUGCAACCACGGAUGGAGAGAGAGUAGAUUUCAUGACUUGUACUCAUCCAGUCUAUUUUUGUUUCGUUGUUGUUUUUGCCUUUGGCGCAGUUGCAAAUUCUGGAGUGACAUGAGCUUUUUAAUCCUCAUUACUGCAGACAUUUAAGGCUUCACUCUGGUAUUCUUAAGAUUAUCAAAUACAUACCAGUAUUUAUCAUCUCUUUAUUUGAUAUUUUAUGUUAUUACUCAUAACACUGCUAACCUAACUAUUCUUUUGGAAGAGAAUCUUAAUUUACACACUUGUACAAACCUCUGAUUUAUUAAUUUCUCAUUGAGACUGAUAUUGAAAGUUUUAUACAAUCUGUCAUCUGUAUUAAUAUGAAGAGUAUGAAGCAACUGGAAAUACAGCUGAAUUGAUUAAU
Molecule: messenger RNA, 1203 nt
Organism: Sebastes umbrosus (honeycomb rockfish)
Lineage: Eukaryota; Metazoa; Chordata; Actinopteri; Perciformes; Sebastidae
Product: 5-hydroxyisourate hydrolase-like
Exons: 5
Coding region: 409-783 (124 amino acids)
Biological process (GO): purine nucleobase metabolic process
Molecular function (GO): hydroxyisourate hydrolase activity
Source: RefSeq, a predicted model, not a curated record